Molecule: messenger RNA, 1778 nt
Organism: Neodiprion fabricii
Lineage: Eukaryota; Metazoa; Arthropoda; Insecta; Hymenoptera; Diprionidae
Product: segmentation protein even-skipped-like
Exons: 3
Coding region: 209-1507 (432 amino acids)
Biological process (GO): regulation of transcription by RNA polymerase II
Cellular component (GO): nucleus
Molecular function (GO): DNA-binding transcription factor activity, RNA polymerase II-specific; RNA polymerase II cis-regulatory region sequence-specific DNA binding
Source: RefSeq, a predicted model, not a curated record
GCGAACGGAGUCACGUCCUUAUUUCAAGGUAUCUGGUUUACGUGCCGAUGUAGCACGGAGACGGAGCUACUCAACGCCGUAAUUUUCACGUAACCGUCGUUAUAUCGUACCAGUUCGCAUGACAGUUAUACACCGUGGUGUACACCAGGUGUUCCAAGCGGUUAUAAAUGGAUAUUAUACUUAAAAUUGAAGUGUUAUUUGGGUGUGGAUGCCGAUCGUGAUAUUCCCGUCGGCGAGGAUUACCUGCGGUUUUCAUCAAAUACACUCACCCUCCUCGAUUGCGUGCAAAUCCAACUCCUGCAACAUGCAGGGGUACCAGGGGACCUUCGAACAUCAGCCACAGGAACACCGGGACCGGGACCGGGAGGACACUGUCGUGGUGGACCUUGUUCCUCCUCAGUAUCAGCUCAGUCCACCAAACAGUCCACCUCCGACACGUCCCUCCUCCAAUGGGGGAUCGUCCGCAAAGAUACACGAAACCUCGCCGUCGCAUCAGCAGCCUCCGCUGUCCUCGAUGGACUCCAACAUCCGGAGGUACAGAACGGCGUUCACACGAGAGCAACUUGCGAGACUGGAGAAAGAAUUUCACCGGGAAAAUUACGUCAGUAGGCCCAGACGAUGUGAACUAGCAGCUCAGCUCCAGCUUCCUGAAUCCACGAUUAAGGUGUGGUUUCAAAACCGACGCAUGAAAGACAAACGCCAAAGACAGGCAUUGGCCUGGCCCUACGCCAUGUACGCCGACCCAGCGUUGGCGGCAACUCUUCUAGCCGCUGCAACAGCUUCGCUGCCACCGCCACCUUACCACAAUCACCAUCAUCACCAUCACCAUCAUCAGCUGCAGCACCAACAGACUGGUCUCCCGCCCGGCGGACACCUUCAGGCCGCUUCUCCACCCGGCUACGUUCCAGCCGCGGCCGCGGCAGCGGCAGCGGCCUACUACGCGCGCUACGUCCCUUACCAAACACACCCGGCUCAUCCGGCGCCGAUUCAUCGGCCUCACCUUCCGACACAGACGGCGACGACCACGGUACCUGGGGCCGGUUACCCGCCCGCGGGUCUCCACGCGCACACGCUUUCGCACCAGCUGAUGCAGACGCACCAUCACCAUCAGCAACCACACCAGCUCCAAUCCCCGUCUUCGGCAGCCGUUGCCGCGGCCGCGGCUCUCGGUCCCUCGCUCCAUUUCCCAUCGCCACUGAGCCUCCCUUCCUCUCCCCCAACGUCAGGCCAGCCCACCGCCUACGCGACGCCGCCUCCCGGGACUCCGUCAGCGACGUAUCGCCCUGAGCUGAGCAGUCCCGCGCAGUCCGAUACGUCGUCAAGUGAGUACGACUGCAGCGGGACUUCUCAGGCCGUGGAGAACAAGCUCUACGUACGAAGCACCGCCGCUACGACACAGACUCAGACGACCACCCUACAGACGUCGUCGAGUACAAACGAAGCCACGAAGAUCAAACCUCCGAAGUUGUUUCAACCUUAUAAAAACGACAUUACUGAAAGGACGUAGGUCAUCCGCUGCGGGCAGCGCGAGGACGAGUGCUAUUUACCAAAGUCUAUUAUUAUAAGACCAAAAGAUGCGUCGGAGUGCCUGCUUAUGUGCGUUGUAGUAUGUUAUUCAAAUUUCCGCAGGCCCGGUACUCGCGGCGAUUAAUUCCUCUUUACACCUCCGGUUCCAUUGUAAAUUUAGAACGAUAGCUGCGCUGUAUCUGAAAAUACAGUAUUGAGGUGUAGCGUUUUUACGCGCCAACUUUAUAUUUAUUAGCCAUUUCAAACUACAU